Myripristis murdjan (pinecone soldierfish) is the source of this 2693-nucleotide messenger RNA. RefSeq names its product protein arginine methyltransferase 5 (gene prmt5). NCBI's taxonomy places the organism in Eukaryota, Metazoa, Chordata, Actinopteri, Holocentriformes, Holocentridae. Bases 109 to 2004 code for a protein of 631 amino acids. The record is from RefSeq and is a predicted model, not a curated record. Gene Ontology annotation, biological process: regulation of DNA-templated transcription; peptidyl-arginine N-methylation. The transcript is spliced from 16 exons. Gene Ontology annotation, cellular component: cytosol; nucleus.
CACGUUGCCAACCACUGACGAGCAACUUCGUGUUGGAGCCAAGAUGGCGUCAGUUUCCUCAAACACAUGAGCAACAAGAUACUCUCCAUCCAUUCAGUCGGCUAAAUCAUGGCGUCCGCCAGCACAGGGAGCAGGGUGUCCUGCGGGAGAGAUUUGAAUUGCGUGCCGGAGGUAGCGGACAUUUUAGCCGCGGUCGCCAAACUUGGGUUUGACUUCCUGUGCAUGCCGCUGUUCCACCCGAGGUUCAGGAGAGAGUUUGAGUUGGAGCCCGCAAAAUCCCGCUCCGGAGCUCAGACCCGUUCAGACCUGCUGCUGUGUGGCCGAGAUUGGAAUACACUUAUUGUUGGAAAGCUUUCUCCAUGGAUCGAUGCAGACUCAGAAAUCGAGACAGAGCGCAGGAACUCAGAGGCUGCUUUGGUGCAGGAGCUGAACUUCUCAGCCUACUUAGGUCUUCCAGUCUUCAUGAUCCCUCUGAGGGGCCCCCAUAGUGCCAACCUAGCCCGGCUGCUGCUAAAUCACAUCCAAACCGGACACCACACCUCAAAUUUCUGGAUCCGUGUCCCCCUAAUGGCCCCAGAGGACACACAAGAAGAACUCAUUGAGAAUGAACCAUCGAAAAGCACUGAUGAUGCAAGUGUUGAUGAGAAGACCUGGACCUGGUGGCACUCAUUCAGAACUCUUUGUGACUACAAUAAGAGGAUCUGUUUAGCUAUUGAAGUUGGAGCGGACAUGCCCUCAGAUUCUGUGAUCGAUAAGUGGCUCGGGGAGCCGAUCAAAGCAGCCAUACUUCCCACCAACAUCUUCUUAACCAAUAAAAAGGGCUUCCCUGUCUUGUCAAAAGCCCAUCAGCGAAUAAUCUUCCGUCUUUUCAAGUUGGAGGCCCAGUUCAUCUUCUCAGGCACCAGUCGCCACAGUGAGAAGGACUUCCGCUCGUACUUGCAAUACCUGGAAUACCUCAACCAGAACAGACCUGCACCCAAUGCCUAUGAGCUCUUCGCCAAGGGCUAUGAAGACUACCUGCAGUCCCCGCUUCAGCCCCUCAUGGACAACUUGGAGUCUCAGACAUAUGAAGUGUUUGAGAAGGACCCUAUUAAAUACUCACAGUACCAACAGGCUGUGUAUAAGUGUCUACUCGACAGAGUGCCAGAGGAACAAAAAGACACCAAUGUCCAGGUGUUGAUGGUGCUGGGGGCAGGGAGGGGUCCCCUGGUCAAUGCUUCCCUACGAGCUGCCAGACAGGCAGACAGGAAGUUGAGGGUCUAUGCUGUAGAGAAAAACCCCAAUGCUGUAGUAACCUUGGAGAACUGGCGCUUUGAGGAGUGGGGCGAUCAGGUGACAGUAGUGUCAUGUGACAUGCGGGAGUGGGAGGCGCCUGAGAAGGCUGACAUUAUUGUCAGUGAGCUGCUAGGAUCGUUUGGUGACAAUGAACUUUCCCCAGAGUGUCUAGAUGGAGCACAGCACUUUCUCAAAGAUGACGGAGUGAGCAUCCCCUGUUCCUACACAUCCUUCCUGGCUCCCCUGUCGUCCUCCAAGCUUUAUAAUGAGGUGCGAGGGUGCCGGGAACGCGACAAGGAUCCCGAGUGCCAUUUUGAGACCCCCUACGUCGUGCGCCUGCACAACUUCCACCAGCUGGCCGAGCCCAAACCUUGCUUCACCUUCACUCACCCCACCACAGAUAUGAACAACAACCGAUAUCAGUGCCUCAGAUUCUCAGUGGGUUGUAACUCAGUGCUCCACGGCUUUGCUGGCUACUUCGAGACCACUCUCUACAAAGAUGUCACUCUCAGUAUCAAGCCAGAUACACAUUCACCUGGUAUGUUCUCCUGGUUCCCAAUCCUUUUCCCUCUCAAACAACCCAUCCCCCUGUCCCGGGAUGAUGAUGUCACAGUGCGAUUCUGGCGCUGCAACAACGGGAAGAAAGUGUGGUACGAGUGGGCCGUGACUGAGCCCUCAUGCUCUGCCAUCCACAACCCAGCAGGACGCUCCUACACUAUUGGCCUGUGAAGAAGAUACAUGACAUCACACCCAUCAGCAAGCAUACUGGCACAUAUUUACAGGCACUUGGUGGCAAAUGGGGUGGAUGUAGCUCGGCUCUUUUUAUGUACACAGUUAAACUGGACUUUGUUGUGAGCCCCUAAGCCUGUGCUGACUGGGUCUGAAAACCUUCCAUGCAGGCACUUUUGAGACGAUAGUGUAAUAGAUAAUUGGAUUAACCAGAUUUCUGAGUCUGGUUGAUUGAACAAGUUUUUUUUAGGAGUCACUCUCAGCAGGCAUGGACUGUCAUCCACAUACAGUUUAGUAUUUUUCUUUUGUUGUUGUUGUUGUUUGUUUUUAUUUGUAAGCAGUCAAACAAGUCAACACCCAGUGAGAUUGGCUCAUUGAAAUAGGUCCAAUGGGUCACUGUCAAAACUCCUUGCCAUUGGUUCCUCAUGCUUUGUCAGGUGUUUGUCGUUUGGUUUGGUUUUCCUGUUCUGAUCGUCAUCACAGACGUACACCCUUUAUCCAACAGGACCUCUGCCUUACCAAGCACACAUUCCAUACUGACACUCAAAAGAAACACACUCUCAAGGUCAGAGGAAACUUGAGUUGUUCAGGUCCCAUACCAUCAUGACUCGGGUGUCUUUUCAUCCUUUUGUUACAGUACGUUUCUAUAUGUUUGAACCAUGUUGUCAAUAAAGACAAACUGUAAGGCA